AGGGAACGUAAAACAAACUGGAGGCUGGCUUGACUGCAAGUCUCGAAUUGGAGGCUGGCUUGACACCAGUUUCCUUUUUAGCCAAACUGUAGUUCGUCAUUUUGCUUCAGGCCCUUCCCUGGAGAGGAUGUACGAAAGCGUUUAAGAAAGUUUGGGACCUUUUUUCCUUUUUUAAACCCCGUGGAUCCAGUGGGUCACUUUUUCUGUGUUUCAUCCAUGAGUAUCUCUGUGCUCUUGCUGCUCGUCGCCGCACACUCUUCUUGCACAGGAACAGCGGCCUCAGCAAACAAUGUACCAAAGAUCGUAGCCUCUGCAGGUGAAACUGUCCUCCUGCCCUGCAGCACCACUGCUAGCGACAAUGUACCAACAGUAGAGUGGAGUAGGGAGGGUUUACCUCCAGAUAUUGCCUUCCUGUACCGAGAUGGAUGUGAGACCUUCGAGAUGAAGAAUCCAGUCUUUCAGUACAGAACAAACCUCAUCAGGGAUAAACUUCACCAUGGAAACCUGUCAAUGGUGAUGUCCAACGUGCAGCGAAAUGACAGUGGAAAAUACCAGUGUGCGAUUGUUAGGAACCCGAAAACAGUCAUCGCAAGAGUGGAGCUGUUUGUAGGUGCUGUUUCUGAGCCGACACUCUCAAUUGUUCCAGAUGUGGGAGGUGGACUGACUCUGCAGUGUGAGGCCAGGUGUUGGUUUCCUGAGCCUACGAUUAGAUUUCUUGAUGCUCAGGGAAAUGAAAUCAGUGCUGAAGACCCAAAGAGAGAUAAAGAGUCUUUGGGAUGCUUCACCGUCAAAAGAAGAGUCACUCUGCAGACUGCUACCAACAGGGUCACCUGCAGAGUUCACCAGCCUGAGGUAAACCAGACCAGGGACUCAGAGAUUUACAUAUCAGAUGAAUGCAUGAAAUCCUCCACUCGAAUCAUCGCAACUGCUGUGGUGACGACCAUCAUGGUGCACACAGUAAUCUGUGUUUUUACUUUGCUCUUUUUAGUCCAGAGAGGUUACUUGUCUGUGGGACGACAAAAAUCGAGCUUGGAGAAAGACGAGAUCAAGCGAUUAACUAAAGAGCUGAACGACCUCAAAUCCAGGCAGAGUCCAGCACAACAGUCCAGCCAGUCCUCAAAUAACCCUAGAUCCUCACCAGGCACCUCUGAAUGUGGCAUCCCACCCCCACCAAAGUCUCCCUACCAAAGCAAGCCCCUUAAGCCAGCAUCCUCAGCCAACGGCAGCCAUCCAAAAUCUGGCACCUUACCCCAGACUAAGGACUCAAAACCUGUUGCGUUAAGACAAAAUCCAGCACGCAGCCCACAGAUGAGAAGAAGCAGUUAUGGCGGCAGUUCUGCUGUCUCAAUAACUAAUGAUGCUGUGUCAUUCACUCCUCUAGAUUCAAAAGAAAAACCUUUUCCCCGUUCAACUAGUCUGUCUGUGAAACGGACUCAUGGAGUCAUUCCAAGGUCUCCACGCAGGAAUACUCUCUCAGGCAUUUCUAACAACCCAUACGGUGUCCUGGCAGAUUUAUCCGAAGAUGAAAAUCUGAUUGGAUAAAGAGUGAUAACUAAAUGUGAUCAGGCAGAUUUAAAAAUUGUAUAAAUAAUAAUAAUAAUAAUGGAUUGGAUUUAUAUAGCGCUUUUCAAGGCACCCAAAGCGCUUUACAAUACCAAUAUUCAUUCACUCUCACAUUCAUACACUAAAUGAAACAUCUCAGGUUAGUGACUGAAUCUUAGUAAAAGCUGUCAGUUAGAUGGAAGUUUGGGUGGUUUGGAAAAAAAAAGGAAAAGUAACGUAUGUGUACAAAAUUCUUCCCACUGAGCCUCUAAAGCCGGCUGAAUCAUCAGCUUCGAGCAGCUAAGAUCUCCGUAGCAGAUUACCCUAAAUCUUUGCAGCUUGAGAGUGAUCCAUAUUGUAAUAGCUGUUACACAAGGCUGCCUAUAAGAAAGGUUUUAGUGUAAUCUAUUUAUAAAAUAGAAACUUGCAAUAAGUUGUUGACCACUACUAUUCCUGCAAGAUGCUGACAUUCAGUCACAGUAUUUGGGUCAGAUUGACCCUCAUUUACUAGUUUAUUAACAGCAUGUAGACACAAAUCUGUUGUGUGUGUUUUAUCCCCAUUCCCAUAUAGUUUGUUCAUACUUUAUGAACAAAUAAAGGCAAGCACUGCCAACAUUUCAAAUGAAUACUAUUUUACCACUACUACUAUUUUUCUUUUACUUGAGCCACAGUGAAUGUCUCAGUUCAAUGCAAUUCAUUUUUAUAUUUAUGUAGUACAAAAUCACAGCAACAGAUUGCCUUAAGGUGCUUUAUAUUGUAAAGAUCCUACAAUAAUAUGAAAGUGUGAAUUCUAUUCAGAGCCUCUGUUACUUCAGCCUUACUGUUUUCCAUCACUUUGAUGGAAAGCACAAAUGCUUUAAGUGUUUACUUUUCACUCCUGGGACUUUGUUGCCGGGAAUUAAAUUCUUGUUGUUUCGCACUUUUCUCUUUAAUGUGAUGUUUAUAAAUGAUGUCAUUUUGCAUUUGUGUUCAAUUACAGAGAUUCAACUGAUGGGGUUUUGUACAGUUUCAUGGUAUAAAAGUUACAUUUGUUAAAAAAUUGAUCGUGCUGCAGUCUUUGUGCAUUAAAUGAGACUAAAUAAAACCAGAGUGCUUCCUGUCUAUGAGCAGUAUAUUAUUGAAAACUUUGCAAGCUGCAGAUUGAAAAGUUUGAAGUUUUAUUAUAUUUAUAGGAAUAAACACUUGAUCAUCUUUGAUCCAGUAAGAAUUGAGGUUUUGCCACAUUUAGUGUUAUCAAAUAAGGAAGCUUUUUUGUUUUAUUUGUAAACAUUUAUUUUUACACUGUUCAAAAAAUCAAAAGGACACUUUUUAAAUUGAUAUUAGCAUCAUGUCAGAAAAUGAAUUUACAGCACCUUACUAAAGGCAGUAGUAAUAAGGUAACAAUAACAUCUCUCUUUCUAUGACCCUACAUCAAAAAGUCCUCGGUGGACAUUAAAGCUGGACCUCAGUGGCAUUUUGGACACUAAGCAGCUAUUGUCAGUAGAUGUCAGGCUGACACUGAGGGCAAGAAAGACACACACUCACAUUCAAACAUACUCUACACACCAACAUGAUACACAUUGUUAUUUGGUUGAAAUAUUAACCCUUUGUGUUGUGAAUUAACUGCUUAUAUUAUUUAAACCUGGCCAUUCUCUGUGUGUGCAAACUAACAUUGUUUUAGUUGUUUUACACAACACAACCUUAACCAUGAAUACAAUAAUUUUAAGAAAUCAACAUUAACUGCAUCUGUUUAAUUAGCUGACAGAGAAAUGUGUGAGAGAGAAAAGCGGUGUCACACUUCUCCAAGUUGACUUUUAUCAGCAGGUGCUGGGUUUGAAUCCUCCAUGAAGCUGACAGUUGUUUUUAAUCUAUAAAGCAUAUUUGUAUGCUCAUGCCUGACUGCUGAGAGGAGCUAAAAAUAAACACUUUAUAAUUACAAAGUUGCAAUAUUUUCACAAUACUUCCCUGCUGUUUAAAUAAUUUUAAUAUAAAUUUACCUGUUACCUGCCGAUAUAAUCAAACACAUGAAUCUUAAUUAAUUUAUGUUGAUUUAUGAAACACAUAAAAGAGUCUUCCUUACCUCCUUUGGGAUGAAAAAAUCACAUAAAAACACAACUUAAUGUCCCACUUUUCCCACUAACACUACCUUUUUUCGUUAAAAUCCUUUGACUUGUUUUUGAGCCUUGUAAAUGAUGAAAUUUGCUCC
This is a messenger RNA of Haplochromis burtoni (Burton's mouthbrooder), 3727 nucleotides long. Its product is annotated as butyrophilin subfamily 3 member A2. The transcript has 6 exons. NCBI's taxonomy places the organism in Eukaryota, Metazoa, Chordata, Actinopteri, Cichliformes, Cichlidae. The record is from RefSeq and is a predicted model, not a curated record. Bases 217 to 1542 code for a protein of 441 amino acids.